ACCCCUUCCCGUAUGUCGAAGACUUCUAACAAGGGGACCCGGUUCCGUUUUCCUCCUUUCUGUAGACUGCAAAGAGGACCCCGUGAGACAGUAACAGGGGGAUCGUACAGGAUAUAUUAGCAGCAGUUACUUUUUAAACUGAUUAAUAUUACGGACGAGAGAUGAGCAUCGAAACGCUUUUAGAAGCAGCGAAGUUUUUGGAAUGGCAAGCCCUGCAACAACAGAAAACACGUGAGGAGGAUGAACUGAAGGAGAAAUUGUGCCUCAGUCAGCAGGUGGAACAGAAGCGGGCAGAAGUCACCUCGUAUGCGCAGACAGUACGGAUCAAUCAUGUGACCUGGGGGGAGAAGUCCUGUCCAGAACCCCGCCCCACUGCGGUCCUGCCCCCAGCCCUCCCGUCUGCAGUACCCAUCACAGUUAUACCCAUUCCUUUGGUGUCAGCCAGCCCCAAAGCCAGACCCCCUGCCCCUCCCACAACCCUGCUCCCACCCAUACCCCCCCACCUCAGCCCCCCCAGUAAGGACACCCACUCCCCACCAUCAGCCCCCCCACAGCACCAGCAUCUUCUGCUGGCCUCUCAGGUAAAGGUGGAACCCACAUCUCCACCUCAGAAUGUUAACCCCAAACAGCAGCAGCCUUACCCUUCCAUGGCCCCUGCUCCUGCCCCCGCUACCACCCUUGCUCCCCCAGCUCCCCAGCAUGGCCUUCUUCCACAGCCCAUGCCCCUGCAGGCUCCGCCCAGCCUGGCCCUCCGGCCUGGCGCUAUAGAGGACGCCAAAAAGAGGCCAGGGGGGACAAGAGAGGUUCACAACAAGUUGGAAAAAAACAGACGAGCACACCUGAAGGAGUGCUUCGAAACCCUGAAGAAGAACAUCCCCACGGUGGAGGAGAAGAAGACGUCCAACCUAAGCGUUCUGCGGAGCGCCCUGCGCUACAUCCAGACGCUGAAGCGGAAGGAGAAGGAGUACGAGCACGAGAUGGAGCGGCUGGCGCGGGAGAAGAUCGCCACGCAGCAGCGGCUGGCGGAGCUCAGGAAGGAGCUGAGCCAGUGCCUGGACGUGCUGGAGAUCGAGCGCGUGCUGAGACUGACCGUGCAGCCCGAGGACGACCAGGCCUCUACCUCCACCGCCUCCGAGGGUGAAGACAACGCCGAGGAGGACGCGGAAGAGGAGGGCCGGCAGCCUCUGUCCAGCACCCCGCCCAAAGUGCCUCAACUGCAGCCUGAGCCCGGCAAGCCCGCCCCCGUCCCCGCCCCCGCCCAGCCGAGCCCCGCCCCCCCGCCGGCCAUCGUGCCCGCCCCCGUGGCGGCCCCUGGGGGCCAGCCCGGCGUCAUCGCGCACGCCGCCUCCCACGCCUCCGUCAUCCAGGCCGUCAGCCACGUCAUCCAGGCGGGCUCCAAGCACGUGGCGCACAUCGCGCCCUCGCCCUCCGCCCCCGUGCAGCUGGCGCCCCAGCCCAUCGGCCACAUCACCGUGCACCCGGUGGCGCACCUGGGCCAGCCGCUGCCCGGCCUCUACCCGCAGCCCGUCGCCGUGUCCGUCUCCCAGCCCGCCGUCGUCAGCCACAUCGCCCACACGCUCAGCCACGCCCAGGUCGGCGGCCCCGCCCCCGGCCCGGGGGCCGCUGUGGGGGCCCAGGUGGUGGCGCACCCCCAGCUCGUGGGUCAGACGGUUCUCAACCCGGUCACCAUGGUGACCAUGCCCUCCUUCCCGGUGAGCACGCUCAAGCUGGCCUGAGGAGGGGGGCGGAGCUUAAUCUGGGACUGAGAGAUGAUUGGCCCCUCGCACGCAGCUGGGCACAGAGUGACAGCACCACUGACCAACCAAAAAAGUCAAAAACUCAACAAGGACUGAAGGGUUUAAACUGUAAAGAGCAACUCAGAACAUUCCAAAAAACUCAUUAUUAUUUUACCUUUUAGUUGAUGCAGAACAUAUAUAUAUUUAAUGAAAAAAAAAAACAGACUGUUGUGUUUGAGUCUUUGGUGGAGUGUGCUGUGGAAGCAGCUGUAUGCUGUCUGGAGUGAGGGGAUGGAGCGACACACUGUUCCACCAGGGAGCUCAGCACUGAGAAUCAGUCUAAAGCCACAGCGCAGGCAGGUGCAGGGGCAAAGUGCGAUCCUACAAGCAGCAGCUGAAUGGGGAUUUGAUGUCACGUGUUGCGUGUGUUGAUGUCACACGCUUUCUCGAUGACACUUGAGUUUUUUGCAAUUUUCAGGUGACUGGCUUUUGGGGACUACAUGGGGAAUAGAUCCAGACAGUUAGCCUUUUGGCAGUAAGAUUCUCACCCCUCCCACUGAGCCAGUUGCUGCUGUUGCAUGUGUGACUCUUGAGCAUGAUUGUUCUGUCAGGGCUUAGCACUUAAAACAUAGAAACUGCACAUUAUAAGCCAGCUUUGUCUGUAAGCAGAGCUGUGAUGUGGAACAGUCUGUCUGUUUCUUCCUCUUUGCUGAUAUGAGUCAGAGCAGUCACACAGCCUGAAUCUCAUCUCUACUGUAAUGAAGCUCUUCUGUACUAUGUGCUUGACUGCCCUCUGCUGCCUGGAGGGUGGUACUGCACAAGCUGCAUUCAUCACUGUCUUAAGGGACUCGCAGUAGUGCUAGUCCCUUUGAGCUUUACAUCAGUUCACCACUAGAGGGCACUGAUCAGCCGAGGACUUGAAACAGUCUGAGAGGUGUGUAAAGGGUCGGUCAAGAUCUUUAGAGGGGGGCAGUCAUGUCCGGGGGGAGGGGGGAUUGGGUCAAAGCAGUGGGCCAUCCACGCCCAUCCUUUCUUCAGAGAUUCUGCGUUCUCAGAUUGUCCAUUGCUCAUACAACACUGUGCCUCUGUGGAGAAUACCAUUUAAGAAAGGGUUUGCAGCGCAGUUUCUCACACAGGUUCUCAUUUUUAACAGCAGCUCCUUUGUGUGGUUUAUUUGUGAAAUGUUACGUCCAGCUGGUCCACCUUUUCUGUGUGUGUUCUCUUUUUUUCUGUUAGGGUACAUGUGCUUGUCUCUGGUGCGUGCUAAUUGCAGGGCUUUGGGAGGGCUCAGAGGCCACUGCCUUCGUUGUGUAUAAAUGUGGUGGGAGUUGCGGUGAGCUUCUGUGGCCACAUGGGGGCAGUGCAUCUCAUGGGUAACACUACUGAACAGCCUCCCCUCCAACCCCUCAUCCAUUUGCAUUAUGGCUACCUGUGCGCGGGUUACUGUCAGGUUUGGAAUCAUGGAAUCAUGCUCACGUGUUCCUGUAAACGCAUGAGGCCAACCUCAUCAAUGAUCUUUCACAAUCACUCCAAAUCAGCAGUUUACACAUUUCCACAGGACUCGUUACAACUGGCAGGAAAACA
Molecule: messenger RNA, 3320 nt
Organism: Megalops cyprinoides (Indo-Pacific tarpon)
Lineage: Eukaryota; Metazoa; Chordata; Actinopteri; Elopiformes; Megalopidae
Gene: mnta
Product: MAX network transcriptional repressor a
Exons: 6
Coding region: 162-1736 (524 amino acids)
Biological process (GO): regulation of transcription by RNA polymerase II
Molecular function (GO): RNA polymerase II cis-regulatory region sequence-specific DNA binding; DNA-binding transcription factor activity, RNA polymerase II-specific; protein dimerization activity
Source: RefSeq, a predicted model, not a curated record